AUGUCUUCUUUGAACAUGUUCUUUUCUCCCAUAGUUACCCCUCAAAGGAGAGUAAGAAGUGCAGCCACAGCAGCAAAAUCCUCAGGUGGAGGCAGCGAGGAGAAGGGCAUUUUGGACUUUAUCCUCGGGAGCUUGACCAAACAAGAUCAGUUCUAUGAAACUGAUCCAAUCUUGAAGAAGGUAGAGGACGGGAAGAGCGGCGGCACCACGUCCCCGGGCAACGGAGACCGGAAGAACUCGGUGGUAGUGCCACCAGCCAAGAAGAAGGAUGGUGGGUUUGGCGGCCUUGGGGGACUCUUUGCCAAAAAAUGA
Molecule: messenger RNA, 312 nt
Organism: Salvia hispanica
Lineage: Eukaryota; Viridiplantae; Streptophyta; Magnoliopsida; Lamiales; Lamiaceae
Cellular component (GO): chloroplast
Source: RefSeq, a predicted model, not a curated record